Homarus americanus (American lobster) is the source of this 9119-nucleotide messenger RNA. RefSeq names its product chromodomain-helicase-DNA-binding protein 1-like (gene Chd1). NCBI's taxonomy places the organism in Eukaryota, Metazoa, Arthropoda, Malacostraca, Decapoda, Nephropidae. Gene Ontology annotation, biological process: nucleosome organization; regulation of transcription by RNA polymerase II. The record is from RefSeq and is a predicted model, not a curated record. The transcript has 34 exons. Gene Ontology annotation, molecular function: chromatin binding; DNA binding; histone binding. Gene Ontology annotation, cellular component: nucleus; chromatin. Bases 2530 to 8013 code for a protein of 1827 amino acids.
AGCUCGAAGGGGAGAGGAGCGAGUUACCAUUUCAAGAAAGAAACUCCGACGAAUAUGGCGUAUUUCUCUCCCGUGUGAGUGAAUUAAGGUAUAAAGAACAAGAAAAUGGCGGCAAGGAUUUUCCAGGAGGUUGUAAGUGGCGGUAGGGAGGACAGAAGACGAGAAAUAAGCCGAAAUAAACCACUCACGGGGAAAUGGAGGCCAAGAGACACACCUUUACCAUCUAAAAUCCACAAGAGAGUCUCAAAACCUCCAGUUCAUCCACAUCUUCUGGAAUUUUUCGGCUGAGGCCUUGUGCGAUGAAGCGUUUGUUUGGACACUGAGGACAUCGAGAUGGACCGCAAAGGUGUACAUGUCAAAACAUGGCAACGGAAUAUGAAAUUAUAGGAGCACGAGCGUGAUCCACCGAGGAACUGUUUCAUGGAGCUGCCUUAGCAAAGUGGUUGAGAUGACAGCUGAUCCAAAGGUCAUAUUAAUCUUACACUACUGUACAGUACAGUACUAGGAAAGGUAAUGAUCAAUUAGUCAGAUAAAUUUGUUGGCUAUGUUGUGGUGUUAAUUAGGGACCAUAUGAGCUGUGAAAUGGCCAUAAGUGUUUUAAAGUGCCCUCUCCAAUACCAUGGUUCCCAAUUCACCCAAAAUGGCUUAGGUAGGUUGUAGUGAAGGAUGAUCUGUUCAACAUUGAUUGAUGGGGACCAUUUUAAGGAACUUUGAAGGCCAUUUAAGGCAUACGAGUCAUUUUAAGGGACUGGGGCCAAUUUAGAUGACAUUGAGGGACAUUUCCAAGGGAAGAUUUUGUUCUAUGGUUUAGCAUAAUCCAAUUGGUCAUUAGAAGGUGUCUUAUAUGACUUUAUGAACAGCUUGGGUGACAGUUAAUGGCCCUUAGGAACUUCACUACUCCAUUUAAAUGACAGAAUAGUGACCUUAGAAGCAGGAAAUGACCAUGAGCUGUCAUAGAAAUGCCUGUAAGUGGCUCUUUUGGUCAAGUACUGUAGAAAAGACUUGAAUGACCUUUUGGUACACCUUUACUGUACUGCAUUUUAAGUAGAAAUAAAUUCAGAUGAGUGUAAAUGGCUUAUAUAAGUAAUUUGGGUAACUUUGAAAGCCACCUAGAAGCCAUUUAUGUGAGGUAAGCUACAUACAGAGUAAUUGCCCUCAUUUGAUGUCUACUCAAGACAUUACAGGAGUCUAAAUGGCCUAUGUAAACUAUAUGUAUGUGAGCUAAAUCUCGUAUAGGCAAUUGGUGCACCAACUAAAGGCCCAAUUUAACAUGUUGUUAGGCUAUAUAUGUGAUAAAUUACCACCUGCAAGUCAUGCAUAUGUGACUGAAGGUCUCUCUAAGUCAUAUAUGUGCUACAAUGUUACUAACUUAUGUGACUGAGGGCCUUUGGAAGUGGAAUUUGGUUACAUGAAUUACAUCACAAACAGUACAUUGAAAAGGGUGUAAUUCGACAUGUAAUUAAUGUAUAAAGUAUGUGGUUAAUUGCUUCAUAUAGUAUAGUAUAGUAUUAAUUUACUAUACCGUUUUAGUAGUGUAAAAAUAAGUAUACUUUACUAAUAAAGUAUUUAAAUAAUAAUUGUAUCAUUUUUCUAGUUAACAUUUGUGUUUUUAUUUUAAUAUUAUUUUUAACAAGGUAAGUUUAUUUAAUUUUUGGGACUGAAAUUUACUUUAAUUGUAAGGAAGAAUUAUUUGUUCUUGGAUUAACAAGUCCUGCAUUAUUUAUUUUAAUAUAAUUGGACAGUGAGGUGGGUUACAUACUAUUAAGUACUAAUUAAUUGACGUCUUAUUCAUAUUUCAUUCACAAGGUUAAAGAUUAAUAAUUUAUUUUAAUAUUUUUAUAGUUAUUCCAGAGUUUUUAAAACACUAGAAGCGAGGUUUUAACAAAUUUAUUUAUAUGUAUAAUUGUACCAAGAAAGGUUAUUUAACUUUAAUUAACACAUACUACUCGAUAUGUUUGUUUUUAAAGCCAAAAUUGAGUAAAUAUUGAGCUUUCUCAAUUUUGGCCCUGAUUAUUGUAGGGCUAUUAAUUGAGGUUUUAAAAUAAGAUUUUUAAAUUUUGGCGCGCAUGGCGUCACUAGCUGAGGCUUGUGGGUAGUCUAGUAUCAAUAUGGCUGACGGGACUUAACCUCCAGCCCGUGUCAGUAACGUCCAGAUAUAUCGUGAAUUUUCUAAGUCAUCCGUCUAUAUAUAUGUGUAAGGGUGAUAUCAAGUACUAAUUAAAUCCCCUGUGGUGGUUAGUCGUUGUUAAUAACGAGGAACUGUUCGUGAAAUGAGGAGAAAAUAACAAAAAUAACGAAGUGAUUUGAGACGUAGUGACGAGACCGGGGAGGAUAAGAUGGCCGACCGGCAGCCAUCUUUGAUUCUCACGUAUUUCAUCACCUACAGCGUCUAUUAUCAUCUCCUCUACACAAUAAACUGAAAACUAGAUAAACUAAAGGAGAAUUAAAGCAAAAAUAACUGUAAUAACCCAGUGAGAAGCGAGAGAUAGGGUAUAUACAAGAAGAGAGAAGAGGCGUCACCGGCUCGACAUGCAUCGGCAGCACGGUGAAGACAGCGGGUCCGACACUGAGGAGGAAGAGCGGUCGGGUUCAGGCAGUGGUGGCGACAACGACAAUGAAUCUGACAAUAACGAGAAUGAGAGCAAGUCUGGGGCGUGCAGUGACUCUGACUCCGGUAGUGGAAGUGGCAGUGGAUCGGGAUCGGCCAGUUCAUCAGACACGUCGCAGAACUCGGAUUCUGACUCCGAUAACAAACAAUCAGGAUCGGAUGACGAGGAAGAGGAAGGAGAAGAGGGGGAGGAAGAAAAGGAAGACCAGGAAGAGGACGAUGAGGAUAAUGAUCGUUCGGGCAGUUCGUCCAAUAGUAGCAGCAGAGGCGGUCAUUCUCGGAAGGGAGGGAAACAGGAGACGAAACCGACUUCCCUACAGUUAUGGGAGGAGAACCCGGACAUAUAUGGCAUCAGACGGUCAGCCCGGGAGAGGAAGGAGCCAGACCGCAUGAAGGUGGAACACCAAGAUAACUCACAGAAACACAGCAAGAGGAAGAGCCAGUGGAACAGCUCGGAUGGGUCAGACAGCGACAACUCCGACUAUGACUCCCCCAAACCCCGCCGCAAGCCAGCCCCCAGCAGCAAGAAAUCAAAUUCAUCGUCGUCAUCGAAGAAAAAAUCAUCUCAGAAGAAACACCAUCGGUCGAGUAGUGAUGGGAGCGAGAGCGAGGGUGGUACUAAGAGACGAGGGUCAAAUCGUGCUGCCAAGGAGGUGAGCUACAAGGAAGCCGAGAGUGAGGAAGAGGAGGAGGACGAGGAGGACAUGAUUGAGGUGGAUUGGUCGCAGGCGGUAGCGAAGGAGCAGGAAAAUGCCCACACGAUCGAGAGAGUCCUGGAACACCGGUGUGGGAAGAAGGGCGCCGUGGGGAUGCAAACAUACAUCUACGAGGUGGAAAAAAACGGUGACCCCAACACAAACUUUGACCCCAGCGACCCAGAACAGGUGGAGAAGCAAUACCUCAUUAAGUGGAAAGGUUGGGCCCAUAUACACAAUACCUGGGAGAGUGACGAGUCAAUCAAGACACAGAAGUACAAUGCAUUUCAGGUUAAAGGAAUGAAGAAACUGGAGAAUUACUUAAGGAAGGAGGAGGACCUUGAUGCCUGGAGGAGACAGGCAUCCCCGGAGGAAGUAGAGUACCUCGAGAUCCAGUCAGAGUUGGAGAAGGACCUGUAUCAAUCACACAUAAGAGCGGAACGUAUCUUUGCCGAGGCGGAAGAGAAUGAGAAUCGGUAUUACUACAUGAAGUGGGAGAAUUUGCCGUACGUAGAGGCCACUUGGGAGCUGGAAGACCUCGUUAAGACCAGAUUUAAAAGUCAGUUGGAGAGCUUCCGAGAGAGGGAAAAGUCCACCUGCACCCCUAAACAAUGUCCAGCCUUGAAACAUCGACCAAAGUUUUGUCCAAUGAAGGUCCAGCCAGAUUAUCUCGGAGGAAGUAACGAGGACCUAGAGCUACGAGACUACCAGAUGGAGGGAGUUAAUUGGCUAAUUCACUCUUGGUGUAAACACAAUUCAGCGAUUUUAGCCGAUGAGAUGGGUCUCGGAAAGACAAUCCAGGCCAUCGCAUUUCUGAGUUACCUCUUCCACACACACCACAUGUAUGGUCCGUUUAUUUUGGUCCUGCCGUUGUCGACGCUCAAUGCAUGGCAGAAGGAGUUCGCUACUUGGGCCCCAGACAUGAAUGUAAUUGUUUACAUCGGUGACCGUGAUUCUCGAAGAAUUGUACGGGAGUAUGAAUGGACACACUCCAGUAAACGUAUCAAGUUCAAUGCCGUCCUGACAACAUACGAGAUCUUGUUACGAGACAAAGAGGACCUUCGAGACUCGUGCCAUUGGGCGUGUCUGGUGGUCGAUGAAGCUCACAGAUUGAAAAAUGAAGAGUCACAGCUAUACCAGGGAUUGAAAGAGUUCCGCACCAACCACCGCCUCCUUAUCACAGGAACCCCAUUACAGAACUCACUCAAGGAGCUCUGGGCCCUGUUACACUUCAUCAUGCCAGAGAAAUUCGACGACUGGGACUAUUUUGAAUCGCAGCACGAUGGCGAGAAUAUGAAGAAGGGAUUCCAUCGCCUACAUCGUCAGCUGGAGCCGUUCCUGCUGCGUCGAGUGAAGAAGGACGUGGAGAAGUCUUUACCGUCUAAAGUUGAGCAGAUUUUGAGAGUGGACAUGAUGCAACAGCAGAAACAGUAUUAUAAGUGGAUAUUGACCAAGAACUAUGACAUGUUAAAGAAAGGCAGCAGAGGGUCAACAUCAUCAUUUGUCAACAUUAUGAUGGAAUUGAAGAAAUGUUGCAACCACUGUUUCCUUACUAAACAGCCUGAAGAAGUUAACAACUGUGACAUACUUCAGCAACUCCUUAGAGGCAGCGGAAAGUUGAUGCUGCUGGACAAACUCCUGGUAAGACUGAAAGAGACCGGCCACCGCGUCCUCAUAUUCUCCCAGAUGGUCAGGAUGCUGGACAUCCUGGCCCAGUAUCUGCAGUACCGUCGAUUUCCGUUCCAGCGGCUAGACGGAUCGAUCAAGGGCGAGGUCCGCCGGCAAGCUCUUGAUCAUUUCAAUGCUGAUGGAUCGAUUGACUUCUGCUUCCUGCUGUCAACACGAGCAGGUGGACUAGGGAUCAACUUGGCCACUGCUGAUACUGUUAUCAUAUUCGACUCUGAUUGGAACCCCCAGAAUGAUCUCCAGGCCCAGGCCAGAGCACAUCGCAUUGGCCAGAAGAACCAGGUGAACAUCUAUCGCCUUGUUACAAAAAAUAGCAUCGAGGAAAACAUUAUAGAACGAGCGAAACAGAAGAUGGUUCUGGACCAUCUUGUUAUUCAGUCAAUGGACACUUCUGGCCGCACUGUGUUUAAUAAGAAGAUGUCAAACUCCAACUCCAACCCCUUUAACCGUGAAGAACUUAAUGCCAUCUUAAAGUUUGGUGCUGAAGAACUGUUUAAGGAUGAUGAUGAUAAUGAUGAGGAGCCUGUGUGUGACAUCGACGAGAUUCUCAAGAGAGCCGAGACACGUGAGGAUGCUCCCUCUAUGGUAGGGGAGGAGUUACUCUCAGCGUUUAAAGUCGCCUCAUUUGCCUUAGAUGAAGAUGAGGAAGUCUCCAAGCUUGACUCAAUUGCUGAUGAAAACACCAAGGAUUGGGAUGAAAUUAUACCCGACGAUUACCGGACAAAAGUUGAGGAGGAAGAACGUCAAAAGGAAAUGGCUGACUUAUAUUUACCUCCUAGAAAACGGAAAGCAGUUAACCAAAGUGGCCAAAAGGAGGAAGAAAAACCCCGGAUGAAGAGGAAGAAAGAUGACAGUGAGUCAAGCAACGAUGACACGGACGAUGAUAGACCCAAGAAGAGAGGGCGACCUCGGAUAUACCACAAAGAGACCAAAGGAUUUACGGAUGUUGAGGUUAGACGGUUCUACAAGAGCUUCAAGAAGUUCUGUAACCCUCAAAGACGCCUGGACACCAUUGCCGUGGAUGCAGAUCUCCGGGAGAAACCCAUGACAGACCUGCGCAAAUUGGCGGAGACCAUCAUUGAGCGGUGCCAAGAGUCCAUGAGGGAACAAGAAGCCACAAAGGAAACGGACAAGACUUCUGACAUCAAUGGUGAAAGUCAGCCAAAGCAGCGAAGACACAGAGGCCCAUCAUUUAAACUGUCAGGUGUUGCCAUCAAUGCAAAGACGACCUUGAGCAGCAUUGAGGAAUUAAUGCCACUAGAUAAUAUCGUCCCCCACGCCCCGGUCGAACGUGCCUCUUGGAUGCUGAACAUCAAGAAGGUCAAAGACGUGCAUUGGGACGUACCUUGGGGUAUUGCUGACGACUCCAGGUUACUUCGGGGAAUAUAUGAGUACGGCCUCGGGUCUUGGGAACAGAUCAAGGGCGACCCUGCGCUCAACCUCGAUGACAAGAUCUUACUCGAGGGCGAGUCCAAACCUCAAGGGAAACACUUGGAAAGUCGUGCUCAAUACCUCCUCAAGCUUAUUAAAAAGCACAUGGGUCUUGGCCCUAUCAAGCAGACAAACAUACGCAAGGUAAUGAAACCCAGGAAAGGGAUUAAGGAGCCAAAGGGAAUCUCCAAAGCCAUUAUAGAAAAUGAUGACAGUUCUGAUGAUGGUAUCGGUCACCCAACCCAGUCAGGACCUAACUCUGCAGCCAAAAAAAUUAAGGUUGCUCAUGAAACAAAAGAACACAAAGAAAAACCAAAAGUCAAAGAAACAAAGGAGGAGAAGGAAGACACAGAUAAAACAAAGACCAAAGAGGAACCAGAAAACAAGGAAGCAGAGAGAACAAAGAAGAAGAAAGAUAAAAAAGAUAAAAAAGAUAGAGACAAAGAGAAGAAAGAUAAAGAAAGAGAUAAGAAAGGAGGAGGACCUCUUCACAUUACAGCUAAUGGAGAACCUGUCCCUCUAGAUGAUUCCAAGGAACUGGACAAGUCUCACCCUUUGUGGGAUGAGUGCAAAGAGAAAAUGAGACCUAUGAAAAAGGCUUUGAAGACCUUGGACAACCCCAACGAAAGCCUCAGCCAAGAGGAACAGAUUCAGCACACCAGACGUUGUUUAGUACAGAUUGGCGACCACAUUGAACGCUCCCUACAGGCUCUACAGGACCCCACCUCUAUAAGAGAAUGGAAGAGUUUAUUGUGGCAAUUUGUGUCUAAGUUCACGGAAUACGAUGCCCGAAAACUCCACAAAUUAUAUAAGAAAAACAAAAAAAUCCAAGAAGAGAAGAAAGAAGGAGAUAGAGAGAACCAAGAGAAGAAAGAUGAGAGGAAGAAAGAUAAGGAGAAGAGGAAGGGAGAAAGAGAAAAGUUCAUUGAGAAGAGGAGAGAUCAACCUGGGAGUCAUUCACCUAAUAAAAAGUCAUAUGGAGGUCGCGAAGGAGAUAAAUGGAAUGACAGAGAGAAAAAUAGAGAUAGAGAAAGAGAGAAGGAGAGAGGAGAUAGAGACAGAGAAAGACCAAGAGACAGAGACCGCUUUUAUCCCAGAAACCCAGGCUGGCAUGGUGGUCCUGGCAGAGAAAGUAGAUACCCACGAGAGGGCGGUGGUGGGUACAGACACGAGGGUUACAAGCCCCACGGGUAUCGGGGUGAAUGGGGCAGCCGGGGACCAUACCCAAAACACUAUGGGGUACCUCAAGGUGGAUAUGGGGGGUCAGGGCCUCACUCUGGGCAACAUCCUGGUCCAUCAACCCAUCCAAAUGCCCCUUCAGGGCACUCAAGUCACUCGGGGCCACAGUCAGGACAUUCAAAUCAUCCUGGUUCCACAUCAGGACAUUCUAACCACCCGGGACAAGGUUCGGGGCAUUCCAACUAUUACCCGCCCCAUCCUACCCACUCACCUGGGAUUUACGGACAGAUGCCCCAUCGGGGAGGACCGUACAGUGGCCAUCGGGGUGAAUGGGGGCCCAAAGAGAGGGGUGAGUGGGGCCCCAAGGAGAGGGUUGAGAGGCCUGCUCAGUCAUAUCCAAAAGAUUUCUCAUAGGUUAAGACAAUUUCUGAUAUUUUGAGAAAAAUUUGACUUUUUUCCUGAGUCAGAAAAGGGGAAAUUUUUCCUUUAAGAAGGUAAAUCAGACAUUUUCAGUGUUUUGAGGGAAAAUCAAGACAAUGUAUGAUAAUUUGAGGAAAAUGGGAUAUUUUAUUCCUCUCUAAGUAGGAAAAAGAGGACAGUGUAUAUGAUAUCAAUGUGAAAAAUUGGUUAUUUCUUUCCUGUCUUAAGUAGGAAAAAAGGACAUUAAAUGAAAUUUUGGAAAAUGAAGAAAUUAUGUCCUUAAAAUUACUGUGUGGAAAAUAGGACAUUACCUGUACAUUGCUUGGAUGAAUAAAAGAGGAAAAUUUUACAUUAAUUUAAAAUAACAAGCAACAGAAUUUUACAAUGCUUUGAGAAAAAUGAAGACUUCUUAUGAUAUGUUGAAAUAAUUGGUUCUGUUUUCAUUAAAUAAAUUGUUUUCCUUCAGUAGAGGAAAGUAGAAUUAAUUUGCUCAUUUAAGUAGAGAAGUUGAUUUUUUUAUAUCAAAAUUUGAAUAAAAAAAUCAGACUUUUUUUCUCAUUAGUUAUGGUGAGGAAAAUUAGACAGUUUUUGUUGUCUUUGGGGAAAAUGUCUAAUUUUCCUGUCUAUAUGUGAGUUUUAUUCAUUUGUCUGUUUAUAGACAAAUGUCUAUUUUUCCCCAUUGAUUAGACCUGAAGAAACAAAUGUACCUCAAUAUGUCUAAAUUUUGUUAGACAUAAGUAUUUAGACAUGUGUCUUUAUAGACGUGUGUCUGCUUUUAGACACGAGUUGUUAGACAUGUCUAUUUUUGAGAUGUGUCUGUUUUAGACACGUCUAAGUACGUCUAAGUAGAUGUAAGUUUAUUUACACAUCUGUAUUUAGACAUGUCAGAAACUGGACACAUGUCAAUAUUUAGACAUAUGUCUGACAGUUGAUGCGUGUCUAUCUAGGUAUAAGUGAAUGGCUGUGAAAAAUGUACAUAAUAUAUACUGUAUAUAAAAUUGUUUAUAUAUUUCGUUUGUAAAUAAGUUGAUUGAGCUAAGUUACAAAAUCACUUUAAUUGUAAGUGAAUUUGGGGAUAUUAAAAGUACUUAUAAUUUAUA